Messenger RNA from Artibeus jamaicensis (Jamaican fruit-eating bat), 1878 nucleotides. It is a transcript of the gene DIPK1C, whose product is annotated as divergent protein kinase domain 1C. The record is from RefSeq and is a predicted model, not a curated record. The transcript has 4 exons. Bases 1 to 1581 code for a protein of 526 amino acids. NCBI's taxonomy places the organism in Eukaryota, Metazoa, Chordata, Mammalia, Chiroptera, Phyllostomidae.
AUGGAGGAGCCAGGAGCUAGACCAGGGAGUUUGCAUCUAUGCGGAUUCUGUUUAAGAGAGGAGCUGGCCUUGGGGGAAAAGGUGAAAAAAAAGUGGAAAGGGUGCCCGGGUGCAGCGGCGAAGCAGGGCGUCCAGGGUGCGCCAACCAGGAGUGGCCAGCGCACACUCGCUUUCCCGGGUGCCCCGGCAGACGCCCCCACCCACCGCAGGACUCACCGAGCAGGGUAUCCAGCCGCGGCCUCCCCUCCCCUUGCGUGGCCUCUCCCCCGCGCCCCCUCCCCCGCUGAGCCCGCGGCAGUGCAGCCACGACACCGGCUCAGGGCACAGGCGGCUGAGUGGGUGGCGGGCGGGACGGCCAUGGCGCGGGCUGCAGGCGCGCGGGGCUGCGGGAGGCGCUGGCGGUGCGGGCGGGGCGCGCUGGUGGCCUGUGCCGCCUGGACCGCGGGCUGGGUGUUGGCCGCUGCGCUGCUGCUCCGCGCGCACCCGGGCGCCCUCUCGGAGCGCUGCACGGACGAGAAGAGCCGGCGCAUCCUGGCCGCACUGUGCCGAGACUACCGGGGCGGGGCGCUGGCAGGCGACCUCUGCGAGGACCUGUGUGUGGCGGGGAAGCUGCGGUACCAGCGCUGCCUCUACUACGACGGGGGCAAGAAGGUGCUGCAGGCGGACUGGCGUGGCCGCCCCAUCAUCCUCAAGUCCAAGGAGGAAGCCUUCUCCAGCUUCCAGCCGCCCGGCCUGCUGGGGUCCCCGGCCGAGGAUGAGGGUCCGGCCUUGCAGGAGGCAGAACUGCUCCUGCUGGUGGCCGGGGAAGUCAGGAGCGCCCUGGGCCUGCAGCUGUCUGAGAGCAGCCUGGGGCCUCUGUGGCCAGGCCGCCGAGGCCCGCGGUGGCGGGGCCAGCUGGCCAGCCUGUGGUCCCUGGUGCAGCAGGAGGAGUUUGUCCUGCUCAGCGUGCUGCAGGGGCUCAGCCCACACGCCCUGCCCGUGCUGGGCUCCUGCGGCCACUUCUACGCUGUGGAGUACCUGGCAGCUGGCGGCGCCCACCACGGGGCCCUCUUCCCCCUGCACGGGGCCUCCCGGGGCCAGGCCCAGGCAGUCGGGGACAUGGCACUCAGCUUCCUGGACCUGGUGAGGCAGUUCGACCAUGGCUUCUCCCACCGCCUCCACCUCUGUGAUGUGAAGCCCGAGAACUUCGCCAUCAGGAGGGACCUCACGGUGGUGGCCAUCGAUGUGGACAUGGCCUUUUUUGAGCCUAAAAUGAGGGAGAUUCUCGAGCAGAACUGCACGGGAGACACAGACUGCAGCUUCUUCGACUGUUUUUCCAGGUGCGACCUGCGCGUCAACAGGUGUGGCGCCCAGCGCGCCAACAGCAACCUGCAGGUGGUCUGUGACAAGAUAUUCCGACACUGGUUCUCCUCGACAAUCAGGAGCUCCGCCGUCUCCGCCCGGCUUCAGUGGCAGCUGCGCGAGGCAGUGCAGGAGUGUGCAGACGCCAGCAGCCCACAGACAGCCGCUCCCACCAUGUUGUGGAAGCUUCGGCGCCUUUUCCGGGCCGCGCUGCGGGAACUGCGGGAGGUGGAGGAGUAGCCACCGCUGGGCUGUCAAAUGCCCGCUCAGGAGAGGUGGCGUCUGCCUGGUUCCAAAGAGGAGACAUUUUCACUGUGCAAAUGACCGUGGCCCUCCACGCAGGAGCCCGCCUCACGCUGUUCCCGUCGCACAUCCGCAGUGGGCACCUGUGCCUCCUCCUCUCCGCUCCGACGUCCACCUCGCCCCCCUCGGAUGGAGAGGCCAUCCUGGCCUCCACCCGUCCCCCUUUUGAACAGGACACACAGGAGGUGGGCACAGAGGGUUUUGCUGGGAGGGCCCUUCGUUCUGAGCAGCGCA